Messenger RNA from Solea senegalensis (Senegalese sole), 4099 nucleotides. It is a transcript of the gene creb3l2, whose product is annotated as cAMP responsive element binding protein 3-like 2. The record is from RefSeq and is a predicted model, not a curated record. Bases 299 to 2011 code for a protein of 570 amino acids. Lineage: Eukaryota; Metazoa; Chordata; Actinopteri; Pleuronectiformes; Soleidae. Gene Ontology annotation, molecular function: cAMP response element binding; DNA-binding transcription factor activity, RNA polymerase II-specific. The transcript has 12 exons. Gene Ontology annotation, biological process: regulation of transcription by RNA polymerase II.
GGAAAGUGUCUGUGUGGACACUGAAGCAGAGAGGAGGAGAUGAUCAACAACAAUAAUAACAUUAACUCAGAGUCUGAAUUCUGCUGCUGCUCUGUCACACGUUUAUUCUGAAACCAAACAGCUGGGACUUAUUUUUUCCUUCCCUCUUUCCUGUCCUUCACUCAGAGAAGUUGUUGGAAAACUUUUUGGAGCUGGAGCUGGGUUUCCAGUUUGACUAAAGCACCAUCACCACUUCUUCUGCUGCUGCUGCUGGAGGAGAAAAACAACAAGAAGAAGGAGAAGAAGGAGAGGAAGAAGCAUGGAGAUGAUGGAAAGUGGUGAAGCGUUCCUUCACUGGGACAGAAACCUCAGUGAACUGUCUGAGGCUGGAGAGAUUGACUCAGUGCUCUACCCCAAUCACUUCUCCGAGCUCCUCGAUGACCUCUCCCAGGACGCUCUGCUGGGUCAGCUGCUCAGCGACCCCUUCCUGUCCGGCGUGAGGGACGGCGUGGAGGCCAUGGAGGGCGAGGAGGACGGAGACGACCUGUCCCCGUCCUCCCCUCUGCCCCCUCACAUCACGGCCGAGCACAGCUACUCACUGUGCGGCGACAGCCGACCACAGUCGCCCCUGUCGCACCUAACCGGAGAACACGGCAGUGAAGCAGCAGAGUCUGACGGCGAGUGGCCGAUGGAGCAGGACGACACAAUCGACAGCCUCCUGUGUGAGACUCCCUCACUGCUCCCCAGCCUCGCUCUAUCUCUGGCCUCACACAACAGGCCCCAAACAGCCAAAGUCGCCACUGUGGCCCCUGCUGCUGCUGCUGCUGCUGCUGCUGCUCCUGCUGUUGCACCUGCAGCUGCUGCUGCUGUUCCUCCUCCUGCUCCUGCUGCUGCUCAGAGCAUCGUCAGCAGCAGCAACAACCAGAGCAAAGGCAUAAAGAUUAAAGAGGAGAAUCUCAUCCCUCAGAUUAAACUGGAGCCACAUGAAGUCGAUCAGUUCCUCAAUUUUUCACCCAAAGGUCUGGAGUCUCUACAGAUGCCUCCCACUCCUCCCAGUUCCCACGGCAGCGACUCGGAGGGCAGUCAGAGUCCCGUCCACGCCCCGCUCACUCUCUCAUGCCCCACCUCCCCCACCAGCCCUUCUCCUUCCCAGAAGGUGGCGCCGCGCUCCGCCUCCUCCUCCCUGUCCAACUCCCCUCUGCUCACCGCUCCUCAUAAGCUGCAGGGUUCUGGACCGCUGAUUCUCACCGAGGAGGAGCGCCGCACGCUGGUGGCCGAGGGUUACCCAGUCCCCACCAAACUGCCGCUCACCAAAGCCGAGGAGAAGGCGCUGAAGAAGAUCCGCAGGAAAAUCAAGAACAAGAUUUCAGCUCAGGAGAGUCGCAGGAAGAAGAAAGAGUACAUGGACACUCUGGAGAAGAAGGUGGAGAACUGCUCCAACGAAAACGGCGAACUGCGCAUGAAAGUGGAAUCUCUGGAGAGCACAAACAAGUCUCUGCUGCAGCAGUUGCAGUCUCUUCAGGCGUUGGUGGCAGGAAAAGUCCACAAGUCCUGCAGAGUGGCAGGAACCCAGACGUCAUCGUGCUUAAUGGUGGUGGUGUUGUGCUUUGCGCUGUUUCUGGGCAGUUUUUAUCCCUCAAGUCUGAGUCCGUGCUCCACUCUCACUGAAACGGGCCUCGCGUCCAAACAGCUGUCUGUCAAAGAGUCAUACACAGCGACAGUGAAGUCGAGAAACCUCCUUUCCACCUUCGAGGACGAGCAGCCGCACCUGCUCGGUCUCGGCGGCGAGUAUCCCGACCAGUGGGAGGACACGCCCGCCGUCGUCAUGGCGGCGUGGCGUCACUCGGAGCAACAGAAGCUGGGGGCGGAGCCCGACAGGGUGGAGACACACCCACCUUUCCGGAGUAAAAGCAAUCACACGCAGACGCCAGAGAACCUGCUGCUCGACCUGCACAGGUCUGUGGACCCGUGGACGAACCAGAGCAGCAGUAAAGUGAUAGAGCUGGAGAGGACAGUCAACGAAACCUCGUGAGGUUUGACAUCAACGUCCCCCUUAAACCCCUCCCACCUCCUUCCUCCUCCUAAUUGGGAGCACGGUUCAGUGUCCUGGACAAACCCUCGUCCUCCUUGUCCUCCUACAGUUUGUUUAAGAUCAUCACAUACACUGUAACAACGAUAAUAAUAAUAAUAAUAAUAAUAAUAAUAAUAAUGAUAAUAGGAUAAAGAAUAUGAGGGAGAAAAAAGCACUGGUUGCUUUUAUGUCUGAAGUAAAAGUUGCACUGACUCUCGUCUUUAGUCGUAUUUGACCCGGCGUGAAAAAAGAAACACUGCUUCAAAGAAUUGGCGUUCAUUCCGAUGCAAAGUGUCUUAAAAUAUGAAAAGUGAGGCUUUUUACAGGACACUGACGACGACCUCUGUAUUUAUAGAUUCUCUUUUUAUAGUUUGUGCGUCUUUUAAUAUUAAAUAUUUUCUAAUUCUGUUCCAGUAAUGCGUAUAUUACAUUUUGAUACUUUUGUUUUGUGUACAUACUGUUUUUUUUUUUAUUUUAUUUUUAUUAUCGUGCUCAUAUUUGUUCCCGCGCUCGUUGAGAAAAGUUCCCUAAAAAUGAAUAUUUGAUGUUGUUUAAAAAGGGAAAGAAUGAGAGAAAAGUGUUACGAUGCAGGAGACGAUCAAAUACCAUUUCACGUACGCGACGGCGCGCCUAUAAACAUCCACGUGUGUCGAGCGUUUACUCAGAAACUGUUGAUUUUUGUUUGAUUAUUUAUUACAAAAAAACACGCUCAGAUUUGUCGUGUUAGGACUCCAUCUUGUGAGAUUUUGUCUCUGGAAUGAUAAAUAAGGAAAUUAGGGGACAAUGUUUGACGUUUAUUUAUGUUUUUUACACGCAGUAAUUGAACACAUCUGGAGGAGCCGCGGUUUUCAGGCAUGAAACUACUCCUUUUGAUGCUCAUGAUGAUGCUUUUCGUCUUUUUAUGGUAAAAUGAGAAGAAAUAUUUUUCAAAAUGUUCCUUUAAAUCAGUGAUUUUCCCAAAUUGGAGGUCAAAAAACCCACAUUUGAGGAUUUUUAUCCAAAACUCUUGCAUUUGACUGAUAAUCAUUACAAAAUUGUUAGGUAAAAAAAAAUAGCGAAUUAGUAGAAAAUUGUUAUAUAAAUUUGCUAAAAAAAUUGUUAUAUAUUCCUCACAAAAAAUCAACAUCAUAUUCACUAUUGUCUGCUUCUCACAGCGCCCUCUGCUGGACGACUUUGUAAUUACUUAACUACUACUACUGUUUCGCUUCUAGUCCGUGCUCUAAUCAGACGAGUUUUUAAGGUUGUCGUAGUUGUAAUAAUUGUUCCAAAAUUGUAAAAAAAAAAAAAUAAAAGAAAUAUUAGGGCGGACCAAUGCUGUCUCACAGCGCCCUCUGCUGGCCGACUCUGUUUUUCCGAUUUGUCGUUUCAAUAACCGAGGACUCGUCGACCGUCAGAGAAGUCGUCAGUUGUGAUGAUUGUUUACUAAAGUUGAUUAUUAGCGACCGGAAUCACCGGUCACGCGUUGGGGAAUUUAUUUUCAAAAAAAGUGCGUUGGAACCACAGAUUUCACUUCCUUUAGCCUUUAAUCCUAUCUUUGCACACUUUCACUCACUUUGUAUGAUUUUCUUCUUUCUUUUCUUUUUUUUUUUAUUAAAGCAAUUACCAAAAAAAAUACGAUUUCUUUACAGAAAUUCUACAAAAAUAAAUAUAUAUAUAUUUUUUUGUAAAUAUGAGUUGUUCAUAAAUAAGAGAGUGUGACUGCGUCUGUUGUCUGUGUUGGACGUUUGACUUCUGGGAUUUUGAGAGUCUUAAAUGUUUAUUUUAACGUGUGUUUGUUAUGAAACCAAAACAGACUCCAGAGGCGGUUUAGUUUUCACUCUCUGCAAUAUUUUUAUUGUAUAAAGUAAAAUCCUCCUCCUGCGGUCGUUUCCUCGUAGUCUGUCGUAGUCUGUACAGCAAGAGACACUUCUAUUAUCUGCUCUCUGUUAGUGAUGUCUGAAACAGUCGCAGUGGAGUAUUUUGUUUUGUUUCCGUGUCCCGGCCUGACUUUGGCUUCCUGUCCCUCUUUUGCAUUCAAGUAAAUAAAGUAUUUUCCGUAGUAAAAGCAGA